UUUUAACAGCGUUUCGGAGCCGCUUCAAUCAGCCUGAGCUCCCCCAGCUGUUAAUUAAACGCCAGGUGACGUGUUAACCUGCUCCGUGGGGUUUAGGUAGCUGCUCGCUUAGCCACAUCGGCCACUUUAACAUCCCGCAGGCUGGGAUUUAGGACAUUUAGAAUGUAAACUACAAGUAAAAUGAUCCAUUUGCGGGUUUAUUCCCAUCUUUUAUAUGUUGUUUAAUCAGGUUACUCAAUUGUAGCUUGCUCCGUUAGCAGGGACUACUCAUUUUAGUUCUAAUUUAUUACUCUUACUAGUUUAUAACAGGAAUUUUGUAAUAGUUUUGGCCAGUAUAGUCAUUCAAAUAGUAAUGGUGUUAAAAUGAGCGAAUUUAAGCUCAGAAACCCUUACAUGAUGUUGAUAGUUCAACAGUUUUCAUGUAUUUGCAGCUUUAGAUUCAAUACAUAGUAGGUGAGCAUUACAUUUAAGUGCUAAAUCGUUAUAUUGACUGAGAGCUGACUUUGCAAAUUAGCGUUUGUUAAUUUGUCUAAUGAAGUAUUGGCAUAAUUCCCAUAUUUAAUCCUGCUUCCAAGUGGUCUGCCUGUGGUGGGAAUGGGCCUUCUCCGACUAAUUUCUGUACAUCCUGCUUUCCUUUAUAGUCUUCAUGGAUUAGUUCUGACCACUAAAUAGCUGUAGCAUAUGUCAGGUUUGACUCUGACUAUCAUUUUGGAAAAUACCACCAGUUGUUGCCUAGAAAUAAAAACAGGUUUUAUGUUACAAAUGUGUACCAAAGAUCCAUCAUCGGCAAGAGGAACAAGCCUACUGAAUUCAAUGAUCUGCAAACGGCCUUUUAUUCAAGUGAAAAGGAAUUAUCACUCUGCACUUGGUUGCACCUGGAAUCCUUUUACGAUCUUCGUUUCCCACCCACCCGCCGCCUUGACCUUUCACCCCCUGACGUGCGCAUCUACGCCGAGCCAUGGCCGCUGCGAAGCCCAAAGGACAGAACUCUCUGGCCCUCCACAAAGUGAUCAUGGUGGGCAGUGGAGGAGUGGGGAAAUCAGCCCUCACCCUCCAGUUCAUGUAUGAUGAGUUUGUUGAAGACUACGAGCCUACUAAAGCAGACAGUUACAGGAAGAAAGUUGUGCUGGAUGGAGAGGAGGUGCAGAUAGACAUCCUCGACACAGCCGGCCAAGAGGACUACGCAGCCAUUCGGGAUAACUACUUCCGCAGUGGCGAGGGUUUCCUCUGCGUAUUUUCCAUCACAGAGCUGGAGUCGUUUGCAGCAACAGUAGACUUCAGAGAGCAGAUUCUGCGAGUGAAGGAGGACGAAAAUGUGCCCUUCCUCUUGGUCGGCAAUAAAUCGGACUUGGACGACCGGCGGCAGGUCAGCGCGGACGAAGCGAAGGCACGCGCAGAGCAGUGGGGGGUGUGCUACGUGGAGACUUCUGCCAAAACCCGUGCCAAUGUGGAUAAGGUGUUUUUUGACUUGAUGAGAGAGAUCCGAGCAAGAAAAAUGGAGGACAGCAAAGAGAAGAACGGGAAGAAGAAAAGUAAAAGUUUGGCUAAACGAAUUAGAGAGAGAUGCUGCAUUUUAUAGUGGUGAAGGAGAGCAGGCUAGCUGCUAGUGUACAUGUACAUUUCUCAGAUUAUUACAUUUCUUUUGUGCCCAGACCUGACCAUGACUUUCUGUUCCUGACUAAAACAGGACCUCUGACCAUGUGACAGAAAGUAGUGAGGUGGCACUUCAUAUGCCAUUUUUAGCUCUUAACUUUUUACGUGCUGACCCUCCAAAUAAUUUAUGAUUUAGGUAAUCUCUCUUUCUUACUCUUGCCCACACGACAAAGUUUUAAUAGAUGAGUGGUGUUUUAAGCCAAGCCCCGAAACGUCCCAAAAACAUUUGAAUUGUAAAGUCUGUUUAUAAUUUCUUCGGGCAACUAUACAGGUGCACAUUUAGGAGGGAAGAAUUGAAACGUUUCACAGUCCAGGUUUAAAUGGGGAAGGUGUAGUUGGAAGACCCCCGAACCAUAAAAUGAGUCCACCACCUUUGCUUGAAAAGACUCAACAUUGCACCAUGAACUUGAGGUUUAAGUGCCACCAACUAAAUGUAAUUUAUGGCGGUUGAUCUGGAAAGGAUUUUAACGCAGUAACGCUUUCCAUUUCUUAGCAGGAGCCCACAUUUGUUGCCAUUCCUUCUUGUUUUUUGUAUGAUAACAUGGUUUUAAACACUAUAGUUUGUUUUAUUCUCCUCCACAUCAAGCACUGUAAAAUAAGCGCACUACGUUUUUCCAUUUUCUUCAAUUUUACCUGUUAUUUUGUCUUCUAAAAAUGCACAAACAUUGAUCGCUACCCUAAAUCCUCACAGGGAGUUUUGCAACACUUGAACAUUUUUCAAUUCUGACAUUUAAAAAAUUUACCUCGCUCGGCUAAGGAAUUUCAUUGCCUUUUUUUGUGGUUGAGGAAUCCCUGGUGCUCUGAUUUAAAAAGGUGAUUCCAUAACACUACAUGCAGCUCUGAUCACUAAAACAUAUUGCUUCCAGACAAUUUAGCUUUUACAUGGCUCCAACUUUAAAUUAGCAUGUUUCUAUUACACUAGUUUUCAUUUAAAUGUAUUUCUUAUUUAGGAAUUGUUAAUGGAAGGAAAACUGAAGAGUUUACAGGCUGAAAAUAAUAAAAAAUAAAUAAAUAAAUAAGGAUUGAUUUAGAAAGAUUUCCUAUUCCAAAAGAUUUUGCCAUCACAACCAAAGAAAACCGCUAGUUAAUACAAAUAACAGGGUUCCUACAUUCUUAAAAAGCCUGGAAUUUGCAUUACAUUUUCCAGGCCUGAAUAAAUAUUGAUAAAAGGAAAUAAUGUGUAGAAAAAAAUGUAUCUUCACAGAUUCGUCUGUGUCCCAUUUUCCCAAACAUGAAAAUCUUUCUAUAACCAAAUUGCUCCAACAGAGCCAACUAAUGUUUUGAUUGAUUAUAUAAGGUGAUCAUCAAACAGCUAUGAACACAGAAUCAAUUUUUCUUGAGAAAAUAAUAUAAUAAAGUUGUUAUCACAGCAAAAUGUGCUUUUUGAGUCUAGAUAACAUGACAAAAUAAAACUAAAAAAGUCAAGAUGUUGCUUUCUUGAGAUGAGAUAAAGACAUCCUCAGAACAAAACAAACAUGAACUCUUGUUGUCUUGAUAGAAUUUGUGCAUUGAAGUUUAAACUUCUUAAAUUUCUCCAAAUAAUAAGCUAAUCAACAGGUACCUGGACCAAGCUCUGGAUCUCGUUCGAUAAAAAACGACCGCGAUGAAAACUUCUCUGAAAAUAACUUUAUGAAAAUAAACUGGAUUGGUGGUUAGCUGGCAAUAAGACGGACAUAGACAUUAGGUGCCUCAUGAAAAAAUGUGGCGUGUUCACCUUCUCCACGCAAGAGUUCGGAUCUAUCAUUAAUGAACUGAUCAUGGAAAUCAGCGCAUCCCCACAGCAAAUUCAUGGCUGGCGUAUGCAUGUUUCUAUGUGUACUGGUUUGAUGGUGACACUUGGAGGGCAUGCUGGGAAAUUGUUUAAUUACACAACAGGAUAUUAAAGCCUGCACAAAAUGGUGCACAAAAAUGCCUUUAGUUUAAAUAACUUUAGAAUUAUUAUUAUUUAUAAUCCUUAUUAUUGAGGAUAUUGCAGAUGGUGUUGUGCAAGGAGGUCAUGCAUUCAGAGACCAUCUGGCCCCGGGUGACGACUGGCUUAUUAGCUGCUUAAGGUUUUCUAUUGAGGUCUUUUUGGAACUGUGCUUUGGGCUGCAGCCGGUGUCUGAGCACUACAUCGUGAGGAACUGUGGGCUGCCGAAACCUGUACAGCUGCUGCCCACACUGGGGUGCCUAGGAAGAGCGGCAUUUCAGAGGGGGGGGGAGCUGGCAAACCGAUCGGCACUGCGCCACUUACUGCUGAGCUUUGCUGUGCCAGAUGGGUGAAAUAAAAUGACCCAUAUUUAAGACAGAUUUGAAUCAAAUUUAAAUGCUGUUUGCCAGUUUUGUAAUUAUAAUUGGAGCCAUCCACUCCACACACAUCUCUAUGAAAGCACCAUCAGAGGAUGAGUAUAAACUUUUUGUCAGGCAAACAGAGCUAACUAACAGUUUGGUGUGGUGGCCUGGCUUAGCAUACAGGAGCACGGGCUGCGCAUCAGGGGGAUGCUGGGAACAUCCUCAUCAUCCUGUCUUUAUGAAUUAUUGCUUGUCAGUGUUUCAUGUGAGGGACUUCCUGGUUUUUCCUGGCUAAGCUGCAGUUUCAGAACGUUCUACCAAGCUCCCCCGUGUCUCCAGCUCACAAUCCGUGACAUUCUUCUUUAAGAAUGUAGACAUGAUUUGUGGAAAUGUGCAGAGAUGAUAAGGGAGAAGGAGUCAGGUAAUUUCUCAUGUGCACUCACAGUUUCAUACAUCUGGAUUUGUUUGUGUGUACACGGUUUUCUUGGUUUAGGCGUGCGCCACGUUUCAGUUGGGAAUCCAUACAAGUCUUUGUUCAUCAGGCCCCAGUAUGUCUGCUUUUAGAUGGUGUACUACAUCAGCCAUGCAGUUUAACAUUGUUCAACCCACAAUCGCGUCCACAGUCUCACAGCUACUUGUGGGUCAUGGGUAGUAGUUUUGGAGCUUUUCAUACAUGGAAAUUAUUCUAUAGAGCUUUGUGUUUAGCUUGUACUUACAUGCCAAAAAUGGCCUAAACACGAUUUAGCAGUUUGAAUAUCUGAGUCUGGAAAAUGUGUAGGAACCCUGAAAAUAAGUGCCCGCUUGUUAAAUUCAGUGAGUGAAAACUUGCCCUGGUGACCAUGACACAUCACUACAAUGUUGUGUAAGAACUAUCUUUGCAGAGGAUCGACAAGGAGGAUGUAGGGAAAGCAAAACAGUUUAAUUCGGGAAAGAAAUGAAAGGUUAUGAGGGCUGUAGUAAUUCUUGUGCAGUGUGUCACUGUUGCCUCUCGGUCCGUCGUGAAUGUCAACUCAUUCUGUAAUCCUAAACUGCCAGUGCUUUGCAGAGCAUAGACGUGGUUGACGUUCUACUUUUUUUUCCGUCACCUGCAUCCUAUGCGAGGCUUCUCUCUAACAUGUCAACAAAAACGUCACGCGUUCCUUGUUUAGCUCUUGCUGUUUGAAUGACAUAAAAAGGAUCUGGCUGCACUUCAGCAAAAGCUACAUUUGACCAAGAAAAACUUUGGCCUUUAUUUUUGACUCUUAGGAUUGAGCCACGCAUUUAUUUUACUUUUCUUUUCUUUUUUUUCCAAGAAGCUACCCAAAGUUUGUUGCUAACAUCUAAUCUGAUCGUGUUUUAAACUAUUGAUGUGAGAGUAAAUACAGUUCUGCUCAGGUUACUGUCCCUGAUCAUGGGUGUGGAUAUUAUAUACAUUAAUGUUGCAUUUAAGCCAUUAUCUUUGCACAGUGGAAUUGUUAUUGAAUGUACAGCUUUUGUGGAUUCUAAACUAACCCAUACUUGCAUUUGUGGAUUUUCUCUAAGUGACACAUGGUGAAAAUGGGGGCAAAAAUUGAGAUAUUUCAUCAUAAAAGCAAAAAAGUAUGGUUAAAAGAGUCAAGUUGGUGCAUUUAAACCUGAGCACACUGGACAAAAAGUCAAGCAUGUGUACUCUGUUUCAGUUUUUUUAAUUCAUUGAAGUGGUAUGUUGAAUUAACCAUCCUUGACAGAAGAGAAGCCAAUUCAAAAAAUCCUGAAAAUCCAGCAUUAAUGUUGAAUUCACGCCCAUGAUAAAUGUAUUUGAACUCCUGUCCAGAACUGUUUGUGGUGUCUAUGCAAAAUGAUUGUUAGGGAAUGUGAAACAUUCAAAACACUGUCUCUGUGUCUUUAAACUACCUUUUUUCAAAGGCGAGGCGCAGUAGAAGCACUUUAGCUCUAAAGCUCGGUAGAGAUCAGAUUACAGCUCAGAAAACACAUCAUCCAAAAGUUAUGCUCUUUAUUAGAUUUAAAAUGACUAAUGGAGUUAAUGGAGACAAUGCACAGUUGUAUUUCUUAACUGAAGAAUAGAAACACGAUGCACGUCGAUCAUUUAAGCAUAAAUGGACUCAGACUGAAGGAGGUUAGGCCCAAAAUGUUGGCCAAUUGCAGUUUCAGAUGUUCUAAGGGCUAACCUUCGUCACAUCAACCAGAUCGGAGCUUCCCUGAAAGUUAAAGUGACGUGGGAAGGAACUAAAAUAGACCCCAGUUUGUUUGAGCAGAACUUCCCUUACAUUAAUAGGAAACUGCUGUUUACCAUAACAAGCUCAGUCAUGAUUUUCAGAGGAUCUUUUGUUAAUUGUUCUACUCUUUUGCUUCAUUUUCAUGAUGUAAUAAAAUUUACAGGCCAACACUUUUCUGCAGGAUUCUGAAGCGGAUACGUGUGGAAAGCUGCGAGCAAAAUGUCUUAUUGGGUGUUUCAAAUAACUUGCUUGACCUUUUAUAUAAAUGCCCUCGGAAUAACGACAGCUAUAUGCGUCUUGAAACGCAGGCUUGUAUGUAUGCCAUCGGUUAAAUGUCUCCUUCAUGUUUACUUAUUUUGAGCAUAACCACUAAUGUAGCCUGUUUGUGAAUGCAAGAGGUGAAGCUUACAUUUCAAUUCAUUUUUUGUGAGUAAUUUGGAAAUGGCAAAUAAAGUGGAUAUUACUAAUAACA
Molecule: messenger RNA, 6591 nt
Organism: Girardinichthys multiradiatus
Lineage: Eukaryota; Metazoa; Chordata; Actinopteri; Cyprinodontiformes; Goodeidae
Gene: ralaa
Product: v-ral simian leukemia viral oncogene homolog Aa (ras related)
Exons: 5
Coding region: 959-1579 (206 amino acids)
Biological process (GO): regulation of exocytosis; Ras protein signal transduction
Cellular component (GO): plasma membrane
Molecular function (GO): GTP binding; GTPase activity; GDP binding
Source: RefSeq, a predicted model, not a curated record